AACACCAUAUGGUGCUGUUUACAUGGAACACAUAAAGGCGGUGUAUGAUGAAGAUAAAUGCGUUGUAACAUUGAAAGUGAUGCCUAAAAUCAAGAUGUCUCACAUUCGCCCCAACGACUUUGAAAAGAUGAAAGUAAACUUCGCAUUCCACCUGUUCAGUGCUGAAGUUCUCCGUGGGCUAUUCUUCUACAAGAGUGAGAUAUCUAAGCAUUGGAGUGACCCGGCACCAACACAAGCAUUUGUGCUCAUCAUGGUUAAAUUAAUUGAGGCCAUGACAGCACGCAUCGCAUCAAAAGGGCUGAGAGUUGGUUCUCCCCAGGAAAAGAACAUCAUCGAUUUUCAAGAGUACCUAAACAAAUGGGAAGCUUCCUUUUGCAGUUCCAAGCUUGGAUUCAUUUCCGCAAGCACUGCUGAGCGACUGAGAGUUACCUUGCACACUACUCUGGGCCUUCUAAAGUACCUCAAUGGUUUCAAGUACGUCCUCACAAGCCGACUCAGCCAAGACAGUAUAGAAAAGGUUUUUGGCAUUAUCCGUCAGUUUUCAGGGUGCAAUGAUCACCUGACAGAUACCCAAUUUUUAAUCACAGUGAACUGCCUAAGCUUCUAUGAUCUGGUAAAGGCACCAAGCAGCGGGAACCGUGCAGGAGGCUCGCUUACAUCUCUGUUAGCCGAUGGAAGUGAGGCCAAACAAGUGGAUUCACUGCUUGACAAACGCAAGCUCGAAGAAGCUUCCGAGGUUCUCAAGAAAUCAAAGAUCAUUCCUGAUCAUGUGUAUCUCGAAAAGACAAGCGAUGCCCGAUUUGUCUUUUACAUAACAGGGUAUGUUACCAGGAAGACGACAGUUAAAAGCAGCUGCAGCGACUGCUUUGAUGAGCUUCUCAUAUCACCGCAGAAGACGAACAGAGAUCUUGCUGUGCUUACAGAUUUUUGUGAUAACGGCGGCCUCCUUUAUCCUUCGGAGAAGCUCUUCUCCUUUGUGGAUGCUCUUGAGAUCACCUUCACAACAUGGUUCAGCUACAAUGAACUACACCAAGACAGUAUGGAUGAGCUGACCUCCUGCCUGCAGAAAAAUUCCGUCUUGGUUGGCUUUGCACGCCAUGGUGUCGAUCUUACAAGCCAGAUUAUAAAGUUUUUUUUUUCAUCACACGCCUUCACUUCUUCAUGA
This is a messenger RNA of Dermacentor andersoni, 1165 nucleotides long. The record is from RefSeq and is a predicted model, not a curated record. NCBI's taxonomy places the organism in Eukaryota, Metazoa, Arthropoda, Arachnida, Ixodida, Ixodidae.